AUGUUGGCUAACAACUUGGCUGCUAUCUCUGCAGCUGCACAAAAGAUCAGUGAUAUCUAUCUGGAACCUAAGCCCAAGAAAACGACGCCAGACGGCCACCAAGUGACAAGCGAGCACUUUGAGCCUGAGAAGCAUUUUUACCCCCGUGUCCUGAACGCACAAAUCCAUCCUAUGGUCGGGUACUUCUUCUCGUUAGGCAACGAGAGGAUCAUUGCAAGAUACAUGCACCUUAACCCUCUGGUCAACGAGGAUGUCCUACGAAAAUGUCUCAACUAUGUACCAAAACAUUUCCAGUGGGCAGGCAAAGGUUCUGAUCUGUUUAAUGUCACAACUGCGGAUGGCCACCGUCAAAUGAUUAUCGUGGAGACUAACUCGUGUCCUUCUGGCCAAAAAUCGAUGCCACUUUUAUCUGAAUCGGAUGUAUGUCUAGAGCAUGGAGGAUACCGUUUAGUGCUCGAGUCUGCGUUCAAGGACAUGAUUGAUACAGCAGACAAGUCCCUAGGAGGUUUAGCUGUUGUUUGUGACAAAAAUAUGAUGGAAGCUAGUGGAUAUGCUGGUACCUUGGCGGAAGUUAUGAAGGAAAAGGUCUGGCUCGUUGAAUUUUAUGAGAAUGACCAGGAUCCUCCAGUCAAGUGGGUUGACAGGGUGAUGCACAUUCGCGAUGAGAAAAAAGAAUGGCACUCAAUCAGAGCUUGCUUUAGAUAUGUCACUCAGAAGCCAUGGAACCGCUUUCCAUUGUACACAAAAACUGUAGUCAUGAACCAGACGGUCGCAUGUUUGGCUGGAGGCCGCAACAAGAUGAUGGCAGCUAAGGCAUACGAAUUCUUUAAUGCAGAGUUGGCCGAUUCGGGUUUGCACGUUCGCGUGCCAGAGACUAUUAAUAACGUUACUAAAAGCGAGAUUCCACUAUGGCUUGAUAGCAUGGGUGGCCAUGCUGUUGUCAAAGUGCCAUAUUCUAAUGCUGGUCAAGGAGUUUACACAAUUACAAACAAGAAAGAGCUCCAGGAAUUUAUGGAUACUCCUCAACAUUAUGACAAGUAUAUCGUCCAGUCUCUCGUUGGAAAUGCGUCUUGGUCUUCGAUCACCCGGCAUGGAAAGUUUUACCAUGUUGGAACAAUUCCCAACAAGAAAAAUAAUACAUUCGUGACAGAUAUUCGCAUGAUGGUUGCUGGCAACAAGCAAGGCUUCCGGCCCAUUUGUAUUUAUGCUCGUCGAGCACGUAAGCCUUUGAUCCGCCAUCUCGAAGAUGACCCUUCGACUACGUCAUGGGAGAUGCUAGGAACUAACUUGUCGGUCAAAUCGCCUUCUGGAGAAUGGAGCACGGAGGCUGCAAGACUGUUGUUGAUGGAUCGCAAGGACUUCAACCAACUCGGAUUAGGUGUUGAUGACAUGAUCGAUGCUUACAUACAGACAGUCCUGUCAGUCAUUGCAAUCGAUAAGAUGUGCCAACGGUUGAUGAAAAGCAACCAGGAUGGAUCAGGACAAGCUUUUGAUAUAGAGUUGUUCAAGGCUUUGAAUCCUGACUCUGUCCUUUGGCAUGAGAUUCUGCUGUAG
Molecule: messenger RNA, 1554 nt
Organism: Lobosporangium transversale
Lineage: Eukaryota; Fungi; Mortierellomycota; Mortierellomycetes; Mortierellales; Mortierellaceae
Exons: 6
Coding region: 1-1554 (517 amino acids)
Source: RefSeq, a predicted model, not a curated record